Messenger RNA from Mollisia scopiformis, 564 nucleotides. RefSeq lists its product as uncharacterized. The record is from RefSeq and is a predicted model, not a curated record. Bases 1 to 564 code for a protein of 187 amino acids. Lineage: Eukaryota; Fungi; Ascomycota; Leotiomycetes; Helotiales; Mollisiaceae. The transcript is spliced from 2 exons.
AUGCAUCAACCGCAUUCACAAAUCUCCGUUCGUGACUUCUGCGCUGGGCCUGCAUGGAAUGACGAUUUCGCUGUAUGGAGAAGGAGCGCCGUGAACGAGGUGAGGAUCUGUUCGCUUUCUGGCAGGUCGAAAUCGCAAGGGCAAGCUGGAGACCUCGGUGAAAAUCAGGGGAAGUGCUGGUGUGGAGGCUUGUGCCAGGUCGCAUUCGGUAGGCGUCCUGCAUCUCACGGAGGGCAUCAAGCUGUUUCUGGCUCCAACCCCGCAUGUUGGGGACCCCACAUUGCCCACAACUCCAUCCUUAUCGGUCCGUCCCCUUGGCUCUUGGUACUCCACCCCAGAGUCUGGCACGCGAGGCACGUUGUCUACCGACAUCUUACAUGCGAGGACAUGAAGUGGUUGGCCGAAGUCCUCGUUGAAGAGGGGUGCAGACACACGCAAUGGGGAGAGAUUUAUGGAGACAACCUUAAGUCAUCUGAGCUUUUCAAAGUCUAUCAGAUCUCACGGAACAUAAUUCACUCCGAGGAACGUCCGUCUACAUGGCAUUUGUCAAGAGUGGUGCUCUGA